UGUAAAUGAGUUUUGCACUGAUUCAAUCGCUUUAAUGUCUUGCUUUUUUAAUGGGCUACUGACUUCUGUACCAUAUUCUACAAUUGGGCGUACGAAUGCCUUAACCAUAAUAAAAGACCAUAAUAAAAGAAAAAUUUUAUCACCGAUUCAACAUCUUUACUUUUAAAAUUAUUCAAACACUACACUUAUUUCAAGCAUUUUUAUUUAGUGUUGUAUUAUAAGAUUUGAAUCACAACGAUCAAAAGAAACAUAUCACAAACUGCGAAGGAACUACAAGUGUAUACAGUUUUUCAUUACGAUACUCCUUCUUCAACCUCUUCAAUUCAAUUUGAGGCUGUGGAGGCGCAAGGCAAUGUCUUCUAGUACUCCAAUGACUCAUUGAACAUAAUUCUUUUUGCACAAGGAGAAGUCUGAUUCAGUAUUCGAUUAUUUCAUUCGUCUCUAAAACAUCAGUGACAUCUCUCCAAAAUAAAAUUGUCUUUCAAACCCCGAUGCCGCCAGCCAAUUGUCCUUGAGUGGUCAAUGAUCAGAUCACUAAAGAGGAGGGCAUACAAUUUUAUAGUGGUCUCUAAUUCUUUUUUCAUCUUUCCCUAUUAACUAAUACAUGCACAUAGAAUCCAAUAACUUUAUCACUCCGAUCACGUGUUCGGUGUGCGGGAGAAGUGCUAAAGGCUAUCAUUAUGACGUCAUUUCUUGUAAAGGAUGCAAAACAUUUUUUAGAAGAAUGUACUUAUUGAAAUCUAAAAUAAUAUGUGGAUUAAACAACAGUUGUUUCGAUUUAAAAAAUAAAAAUGAGCCAUAUUUGCGAUGCAGAGCGUGCCGUUAUAAAAAGUGCAUAGAUGUUGGUAUGAACCGAAAUGGUAUUCAAUCAUCGGAAAGCAAAAAAGAAUUUAACAAAACGCAGAAACUAAAUUUUCAAGUUAUGGAAUCUGCGGAUGAUGUCAUGAAUAGUAUAAUUGAACGACUUUCUUAUGUUGAGUCAAAACUUGAAAUUUUUCGAACUUCUUCCUUCAAUCCACAAUGGUCAUCGUUUUCUAGCUUAAAAUAUUUACUCGAGGGUACAUGCCAAUUAAGUUCCACAGAGAAGUCUGAAAAUGGUCUUGAAAAAAUUUAUAUCAUCGAUUUUCCAACAGGCAAUCAAUAUACCAAAACGAAUAAAAAAAUUUGGACCCUAUGCAAUCUAUUGACAAUUACUGAAUACAUCAAGACAUUUGAAUGUUUUCAUAAAAUUUCAUCUAACGACAGGCUAGUUUUAACUCGGCAUAUUAUAUUGAUGUGUAAGAUUUUACACGAAUCACACUAUGCUGUCUCCAGAAAAUUUGAUAAUUACUUGAACCCAGACGGUACCCAAGAAUCAAAAACAGAGAUGCAUCAUUCUUUAUUGGCUAUGUCAAUAUCACCGUUAGUACGAACACACAUACAGCCAGUGGAAUAUGUUCUUUUGAAGGCAAUGUGUUUUUGUAAUCCAGCCGUCACUGGUCUCUCCCAGCAUGCUCAAACUACCCUUGCAAAAGAACGCCAACAAUUUGGGAACCUCUUAUUUGACCUUUGCCGAAAAAAUAGAAGAGAUGGACCAGGACAUUUUGUCGAACUAGUAGGAAUUCUUGGGCUUUUGGAAAAUCAGCAAAGAAUGCUCAAGGAUACAUAUAUGACAUAUUAUGCUCCGUUUUUAUCUCCAGAAGAUGUUCGUGGUGUUAAACUCUUCUACGACAUCAUGAGCUCAUGAAAAUGUUUCAUAUAAAAUUGUUUAUUUGAAAUCAUAUUUCAAUAAACAUUAUAAAAUUUAAACAGACAACAAAAAUUAACAAGAACACACUUUAUCUCAGAAACUGAUCGUUUCUUAAAAAAUGCUAUUAUAUGUAGUUUCUCAGACGUCCAUGACAUCAGAAAGAAACUUUAUAAGCUCUCUUGAAAAUUUGUUCAUCAGCGGAACAACAUACAUAAUGUGCAAGUCUUUGAACAUUCUCUGUUGUGUUUCCAAAAGAUUAAAAAUCCCAAUCAGUUCUGCAAAGUGUCCAGGACCGUCGGUAUAAUUUCGAAGGCAGUGGUUAAUGAGUAUAUCAGCAAAACAAUAACGUUCUUUUGCCAAUAUCCUUUGUGCAUUUUGAGAAAGCUCUGGGACAGCUGAAAUAAACAUUUUGAAUAA
Molecule: messenger RNA, 2146 nt
Organism: Caenorhabditis elegans
Lineage: Eukaryota; Metazoa; Nematoda; Chromadorea; Rhabditida; Rhabditidae
Gene: nhr-147
Product: Nuclear Hormone Receptor family
Exons: 8
Coding region: 605-1726 (373 amino acids)
Biological process (GO): intracellular receptor signaling pathway; regulation of DNA-templated transcription; DNA-templated transcription
Cellular component (GO): nucleus
Molecular function (GO): RNA polymerase II cis-regulatory region sequence-specific DNA binding; DNA-binding transcription factor activity; zinc ion binding
Source: RefSeq, marked reviewed